AUGGCCUCACCAUCAAAUCUCGUCCAGCUCGCAAAGAGCCUGCCGGAGCCUCUGCAGCGCUUCUUUGCCCGCUGGCCGCCAGCAGCGCUCGUUGCUCCCGGCACACACCCGACGCCUUUCCAAGAGCAGCGACCGAACCCUUUCCGAUUCUACAAGCACCCCGUCACCGGACGAUGGCAGGACCCGGUCUAUUCCCAGAGGAGGCAGAUGCAGCUCGUGAAGCUGGCGCGAGAGCACGGCGUUGAGGAGCUGCUGCCCCAGACAAACAAGGGCACAGAGUACCAGUUGGCUCAGCGUGUUGAGCAUGGUUUGAGAGUAAAGGGUACUGGUGUGGGACAGAAGGUCAAGGGUCAUAUCCACGAACGACACAUGAUUGCAAAGAUGGAACAGAGGAGGAAAGCCAUGCUGGAGAUGCCAAAGCUUAUCCGAGCCUGGAAGAGUGUCGGGAAGAGGAACUGGACAAAGUUCCCGAAAUAA
Molecule: messenger RNA, 477 nt
Organism: Trichoderma gamsii
Lineage: Eukaryota; Fungi; Ascomycota; Sordariomycetes; Hypocreales; Hypocreaceae
Exons: 3
Coding region: 1-477 (158 amino acids)
Cellular component (GO): mitochondrial large ribosomal subunit
Molecular function (GO): structural constituent of ribosome
Source: RefSeq, a predicted model, not a curated record